Messenger RNA from Harpia harpyja (harpy eagle), 2041 nucleotides. RefSeq names its product casein kinase 1 epsilon (gene CSNK1E). The record is from RefSeq and is a predicted model, not a curated record. Bases 284 to 1534 code for a protein of 416 amino acids. Gene Ontology annotation, biological process: peptidyl-serine phosphorylation; endocytosis; signal transduction. Gene Ontology annotation, molecular function: protein serine/threonine kinase activity; ATP binding. The transcript is spliced from 11 exons. Gene Ontology annotation, cellular component: cytoplasm; nucleus. NCBI's taxonomy places the organism in Eukaryota, Metazoa, Chordata, Aves, Accipitriformes, Accipitridae.
AGUGGGUUUGGCUCCGGGGUUCAAUGGAAACUGGGUGAGCGCCGGGCUGUGCCGAGCACACGCCGGCUGGAGGGGACGGCGAGCGGGCGGGAGGCGGCAGGCAGCGCCGCGCCGCGCUGAGCCGAGCCGAGCCGAGCCGAGCGAAGGAGGGACUCGCCGGGCACGGCCGCCACCAGCCCUCCCCAAUCCUCCGUCAUCCUUCCCGCCGCGGCCGCCUGGCCCCCUGACAGCCGGCGGAGCAGCAACCCCACACGGCCCCCGUCCAGUCAGGCACAACUGAACCAUGGAGCUUCGAGUGGGGAACAAAUACCGGCUGGGCAGAAAGAUCGGCAGCGGUUCGUUUGGAGACAUUUACCUAGGAGCCAAUAUUGCGACUGGUGAAGAGGUGGCCAUCAAACUGGAAUGUGUCAAAACCAAGCAUCCCCAGCUCCACAUUGAAAGCAAGUUCUACAAGAUGAUGCAGGGAGGAGUGGGUAUCCCCUCCAUUAAGUGGUGUGGAGCAGAGGGGGACUAUAAUGUGAUGGUGAUGGAGCUCUUGGGGCCCAGCCUGGAAGAUCUCUUCAACUUCUGUUCCCGCAAAUUUAGUCUCAAGACAGUUCUGCUCCUGGCAGACCAGAUGAUCAGCCGUAUUGAGUACAUUCAUUCCAAGAACUUCAUCCACCGGGAUGUGAAGCCAGACAACUUCCUUAUGGGCCUCGGCAAAAAAGGCAACCUGGUAUACAUCAUUGAUUUUGGUUUGGCCAAGAAAUACCGAGAUGCCCGGACCCACCAGCACAUCCCCUACCGGGAAAACAAGAAUCUGACUGGCACAGCCCGUUAUGCCUCUAUCAACACCCACCUGGGAAUUGAACAAAGUCGCCGUGAUGACCUGGAGAGCCUGGGCUAUGUGCUCAUGUAUUUCAACCUGGGCUCGCUGCCCUGGCAGGGCCUCAAGGCUGCCACCAAGCGCCAAAAGUACGAGAGGAUCAGUGAGAAAAAGAUGUCGACGCCCAUUGAAGUGCUCUGCAAAGGGUACCCUUCUGAGUUCUCAACAUACCUCAACUUCUGCCGCUCACUGAGGUUUGAUGAUAAACCUGACUACUCGUACCUGCGGCAGCUCUUCCGCAACCUCUUCCACCGCCAAGGCUUCUCCUAUGACUACGUCUUUGACUGGAACAUGCUUAAAUUUGGAGCAGCCCGAAACCCUGAGGAUAUGGAUCGGGAGCGGCGAGAGCAUGAGCGAGAAGAGAGGAUGGGGCAACUCCGGGGGUCAGCCACGCGAGCGCUGCCCCCCGGCCCGCCUGCUGGAGCCACUGCCAACCGUCUUCGUAAUGUCACCGAGCCCAUGGCCUCCACCCCUACCUCCCGAAUCCAACAGUCCGGAAACACGUCCCCCAGAGCCAUCUCAAGAGUGGACAGGGAGCGGAAGGUCAGCAUGAGAUUACACCGAGGAGCUCCUGCCAACGUCUCCUCAUCUGACCUCACAGGACGGCAAGAAGUGUCACGGAUUUCAGCAUCACAGACAAGUGUGCCAUUUGAUCACCUUGGGAAGUGAGGAGCAAUUGCCACUGGACCAGUGUUUGCUUAGUGUCUUCACUGUAUUUUUCUUUUAAAAAACAAAAAACCCAAAAAACAAACAAAAAACUAAAAAAGACAAAAAAACAACAAAAAAAACCCCGACAGAAUUUCUUUUUGCCAACGACGAGGAGUCGAGCUGUGCCCCUGCGCUGGCAUGAGCCGUUUGAGAGGGCCGCCUGCGUCCCCCAGCGCGAGCGCCUCCGAGAAGCUUGACGACGCGGGAGCCGUGCGGGAACACCUCCGCUGCCCCCCCAGCCCUACCCCGGCCCUACCACUGCCCACACUGGCUACCCCCAGUUCCCUCUCCUGAGUCUCUGCUCCUGGUUUUGGUUUCUCUCUUUUUUUCUUUUCUUUUUUUUUUUUUCCCCCUUCUUCUUCUUGGAUAUCUUUUCCUGCUUUGUUUUUUUUUUUUUUAAUUAUUAUUUUUAAAUCAUAUGGUUUCUAGCCAUAUAAAUUUUAACUUUGCUCUCCUUUUUUUCUGAGG